This is a messenger RNA of Octodon degus (degu), 3579 nucleotides long. Its product is annotated as up-regulator of cell proliferation. The record is from RefSeq and is a predicted model, not a curated record. Bases 203 to 2872 code for a protein of 889 amino acids. Gene Ontology annotation, molecular function: GTP binding. The transcript has 6 exons. NCBI's taxonomy places the organism in Eukaryota, Metazoa, Chordata, Mammalia, Rodentia, Octodontidae.
AGAAAUAUUCAGUCUCUCCAUUUGUUGGAUCUGAUUGGUAACAUCAAGUUCCAGCCACCCACAUCUCACAAGCAACAUUUGAUCUGUGAUAGAAGUGGAAUUACUGGCCAAAGGACACGCAGAUUUGGGAGAAGCAGCCCCAGAAAUAAAAGCAUCAGAGAGAAGAGCAGCUGUGGCGAUUGCAGAUUUGGAAUGGAGAGAAAUGGAAGGAGAUGACUGUGGGUUCCAUUAUGGAGAUGGUACAAAUGAGGCUCAGGACAAUGACUUCCCAACAGUGGAGAGAAGCAGGCUGCAGGAAAUGCUGUCUCUUCUGGGACUGGAGGCCUACCAGGGGCAGAGGCUCAGCUUGCAGGACUCCCUGCAGAUCAGUUUUGACAGCAUGAAGAACUGGGCCCCUCAGGUUCCCAAGGACCUGCCCUGGCAUUUCCUCAGAAAGCUGCAGGCCCUCAAUGCUGAAGCCAGGAAUACCACCAUGGUGCUGGACAUGCCUGCAGAUGCUCGGCCGGCGGAGAAGGAGAGUCAGAUGGAGGAGGAGGUGAUCUACUGGGACCCAGCUGAGGACAUUGCUGCUGAUGACAUUUACUCUUUCUCCGAGCUGCCCACACCUGACACGCCAGUGAACCCCCUAGACCUCCUCUGCGCCCUGCUGCUGUCCUCAGACAGCUUUCUGCAGCAGGAGAUCAUCCUGAAGAUGUCCCUCUGCCAGUUUGCACUCCCACUUGUGUUGCCUGACUCAGAAAACCACUACCAUACCUUCCUGCUGUGGGCCCUGCGGGGCGUUGUGCGGACGUGGUGGUCCCAGACCCCACGGGGCCUGGGCAGCUUCCGAGAGGACAGUGUGGUCCUGUCCAGGGUGCCCACCUUUGCCUUUGUGCGCAUGGACGUGAGCAGCAACUCCAAGUCCCAGCUGCUCAAUGCCAUCCUCAGUCCGGGCCACCGGCAGGGGGACUGCUUCUGGCACCGGGACCUCAGUUUGGGCACCAACCCCCGGGAGAUUGCAGAUGGGCUAGUGGAGAUUUCCUGGUUUUUCCCCAGUGGCAGGGAGGACCUGGAUGUUUUCCCAGAGCCUGUGGCCUUUCUGAACCUGAGGGGCGACAUUGGUUCUCACUGGCUGCAGUUUAAGCUCCUAACAGAAAUCUCCUCGGCUGUGUUUAUCCUGACUGACAACAUCAGUAAGAAGGAAUACAAACUCCUGUGCUCCAUGAAGGAGUCAACUACAAAGUAUUAUUUCAUCCUGAGUCCCUACCGGGGGAAGCGGAACACGAACCUGCGGUUUCUGAACAGACUGACCCCCGUGCUGAAGAUAGACCACUCUCACGUCCUGGUGAAGGUGAGCAGCACCGACAGCGAGGGCUUUGUGAAGAGGCUGCGUGCCAUUGUGGGCAGUGUGGCCAGGGGACCUUGCAGGAGGGUGUCCGUGGAGGACAUGGCACACGCAGCCCGCAAACUGGGCCUUCGCGUCGAUGAGGACUGCGAGGAGUGUCAGAAGGCGAAGGACCGGAUGGAGAGAAUCACCAGGAAGAUCAAGGACGUGGAUGCCUACCGGAGGGAUGAGCUGCGGCUACAGGGCGACCUGGGGAAGAAGGCAGCGCAGGUGGAGAGGGAGUACUGCCAGCUCCAGUGGGCCCCGGAGCCGCCCGAGAAGCACCGUGGAGAGCUGAGGCGGCGGCUGCUGGAGCUCCGGACGCAGCAGAGUGGCCAGGAGCCCUCCGCAGGGCUGCAGGACUUCAUCGUGGGCAUCAGCAGCCCUUCUGCGGGUGAGAGGCAGUACUUCCUGAGGUGGAUGGAGUGGGGGCUGGCUCGGGUGGGCCAGCCGAGGCUCAGGCAGCCCCCAGAGACCCUCCUUGCCCUGAGACCGAAGCUAGGCGGGGCCUCGGACUUCAGCGAGCCACUGUGGCCAGAGCCCCUGGGCGUGGAGCACUUCCUGCGGGAGAUGGGGCAGUUCUUUGAGGCCGAGGGCUGCCUAGUGGAGGCCGGGAGGCUGCCGGCUGGCCAGAGGCGCUUCACCCACUUCCCCGGCCUGGCUGCGGAGCUGCUGCUCGCGGGGCUGCCCCUGGAGCUGGUUGACGGGGGCACCCUGAGCAUCCCAGUGCGUUGGGUCACGGGGCUACUCAAGGAGCUGCACACCCGCCUGGACCGGAGGUCUCGGCUGGUGGUCCUGUCUGCCCUGGGGGUGCCAGGAACAGGAAAGUCCACGCUUCUCAACACCAUGUUUGGCCUGCGGUUUGCCACGGGGAGGAGCUGCAGUCCCCGGGGAGCCUUCAUACAGCUUAUCACUGUGGCUGAAGGCUUCAGCCAGGACUUGGGCUGUGACCACAUCCUGGCCAUUGACUCUGGGGCACUGAUUAGUGGGGCCUUGGCCUCGACAGGGGACAGGUUUGAGCUAGAGGCUUCCUUGGCCACUCUACUCAUGGGACUGAGUAACGUCACUGUGGUCAGUUUAGCUGAAACAAAGGACAUUCCACCAGCUAUUCUACAUGCGUUUCUGAGGUUGGAAAAAACAGGGCACAUGCCCAACUGUCAGUUUGUGUACCAGAACCUUCAUGAUGUGCCUGCCCCCAGCCCCAAGCCAAGAGAGAGGAGGCAACUGCUAGAUCCACCCAGCGACCUGAGUAGAGCUGCUGCCCAGAUGGAAAAGCAGAGUGGCGGCUUCCGGACGCUGGCAAGCCUGGCCUUCUGCGACCCAGAGAGGCAGCAUGUCUGGCACGUUCCAGGCCUGUGGCAUGGAGCUCCUCCCAUGGCAGCAGUAAGCCUGGGGUACAGCGAGGCCAUUUUUGAAUUGAAGAGAUGCCUGCUAGAAAACAUCAGGAAUGGCCUGUCCAACCAAAACAAAAACAUACAGCAGCUCAUUGAGCUAGUGCGGCGGUUGUGAGCAGGGCCUGCUGUUGCAGCCGUGCUGAUAGGGUCCGGCGAGGCUGUGCCAGGCACCUGUGAGGUGGCUGGUGCCUGCUGCUCAUGAGAAGGAAAGCCAGUGAAAGACAGGGUGAGGGGCUCCUAAUGGUGUUAAAAAGUAACCUCCAGACCAGCUCGGUGAUGCCAGCAGGGACAUGAGAGGUCCUGGGCAGGUGGCAGAAGCAGUAACCUAAUCUCUGUCCCAGCCCCAGCCGAGCUCCUGAGGACCUGCCCUCAGGGCAGCUGUUUCUUCUUUGGCUCCAGGAGUUGGGAGCAGUGUCUUUACUCACUGCUGGCCCCCAACAGCAGGGGCCCCCAGUAUAGACUGGGGUGUUCUGAGAAGCAGAGGCACCCCCUGGAGGCCAACAUUUGAGGCUUGGUCACUCAGUCCCGCUGGCAGUGCAAGGCACUUCUGGGCACUGCAUUCAUAGACUGGUCUGUGAAGCCCUCCCGAUCCUUGCCCAGAAAGCGUUCAUCAAUCACCCUGUCAUGCCCUAGCACUUUGUCAUACUUCUGCCUCAGCACUUCAUGGCGCCUUGUCACUUGUGUGUUUACCGUCUGCCCCAGACUGUGCGUCCUCGAGGGCAGGGACUGAAUACCAUUCAGCUCUGUGUCCCCAGAGCCCGACACACUAUAAACGCUUAAUAAAUGUUUGUUGAAUGAAUGAAAUCUCACAUGAUAGUGGUG